AUGUUCGCCUUAUCCGCCCUCUCCGUCGCCCUCGCAGCCGCCGCGUCCGUCGCCGGCCUGCCGACCUUCGCCGACAAACGCGCCACAGCUAGCGCGACCCUCGCGCCUUCGUGCGACGGCCUCGGCUGGGGCGCAUUCGACACCCAGGCGAACUUCACCGUCGCCGCGCUCUUCGUCGACAGCUCGAAGAACACGAACACGACCGGGCUCCCGCUCGUGCUCGGCCAGGCGGGCGCAACCUCCGGCGCGAGCUUCAAGGUGUUCUCGACGUUGGCGUCGUACCCCUUCGACCAGUACCCGUCCAUCUCGAUGGAGGCGGGCAGGCUGAUCCCGACCGGGCCCAACGUCGCGCCCGCCGCGGGCAUGUCCGUCCUCCCCGCGGCCCAGGUGUCGUUCAUCUCGAGCAACUCGGUGGACCCCACCAAGGGUGCCCAGAUCUACUGCGGUGUGGCGAGCACAGACCCCGCCGGGGGCAGCACCGGCCACCCGCAGCUGGCGGUCAACGGCGACACGGACAACUUCUCGCUUUGCCUGGUCGGCACGCAGAACAACGUCGUGUACAAGCACGCGUCGGGCCAGCAGUACAACGACUCGUCGUGUGAGCCGGUCAGGCUGCAGAUGAUCUUCCCCAUGUGA
Messenger RNA from Epithele typhae, 636 nucleotides. RefSeq lists its product as uncharacterized. The coding region runs from base 1 to 636 and encodes 211 amino acids. Lineage: Eukaryota; Fungi; Basidiomycota; Agaricomycetes; Polyporales; Epitheliaceae. The transcript is spliced from 3 exons. The record is from RefSeq and is a predicted model, not a curated record.